AUGAAGUUCAUCCUGAGGUUCCUUCCCUUGUCGCUGGCAGCAGCGGCGAAUUGGCCAGCAUGUCAGGAGCAGAACACGGUGAUCCGAAAUGCGGGGCAGGCGCUCUUUACCAACUUGCAGGGCUAUGGCGCGACCAUCGGAUGCUUUUUGGAUGAUUGCAUGAGCUCCGACAAGUUCGUGGCCAGUGAGAUCGAGUCGUGCGCAAAGGUCCUCAACCCCACCGAUGCCCAAUCGGACGAGCCGUCAGACCGGGACGACGUCGGGCCAUGGCCUUGGACCAUCGAAUUGCCGGGCUGUUUGCUUUUCGCUGCCCGAGUGCGAGUUCUGGGCCGGGGAUCUCGACAGACGUCGUGGAUCGACUAUGGGGACCUGUUGUUGGAUGGGAAUGGAUUUGAGCCUCAGGAGCUGAUUCCACUGGGGGAUGUGUGGGGCAGCGAGGAAGGCGAGCAGAAGUGCUGGUUCAGGACCGGAGAUAGUGGCCGCGAAGCGGGAGAAGGUUGGAUCUCCGCUUCCAGGGAAUGUGUGCCACCAGGCACUAAAGCCUUGCCUUUGGGUAAUGCAGAAUGUUGGGUCGAAGGCUUUGGCUAUGAAAACUGCGGGGCACCCAGAACGCCGGGCGCUCUACCACCCGCACUAGCGGCGGCCGCCGCCAAGAAUCCGAAGAUCAAGGAAUACAUGCAGGACAAGGAGUUGAUGCAGAAGGUGAACAUGUUGGCCUCCCUUAGUGGCACCAUGCAGCAGACAAUGGUCAUGCAGAUGGUGCAGCAGGACCAAAGAGUCUUGGAGCUCUUCCUUGCCAUGCAAGGGGUGGAUGUCAGCACCAUGCGGCCAGAAGACUUCGAACAAGAGACACCACCACCUCCCAAGAAGCAGCCAAAGAAGGAAGAGCCUAAAGAGGAGGACCUACGGACCCCUGAGCAAAAGGAGGCAAACGAAUGGAAAAGCAAGGGAAAUGAACUGUACAAGAAGAAGCAGUUCAAAGAGGCCUUGGAGAUGUACGACAAGGCCAUCGAGGUGGUGCCAAACGACAUCACCUAUCACAACAACAAGAAUGCCGUGCUCAUUGAGAUGGGCGCUGAGCAAUAUGAUGCAGUGCUCAAGAGCUGUCAAGACCUUCUUGAUCGGAGGUAUGAGAUAAACAGUGCCAAUCCCGGCGGCGCUUCCUUCGAGAAGGUCGCCAAGGUCUUUCAGAGAAUGGCCUCUGUGUACGAAAAGCAGCAGAAGUACGAUGAUGCCAUCACCAUGUACAAUAAGGCAUUGACCGAGGAUAACAAUCGCAGCGUGCGCAACGCGCUUCGGGAGUGCGAACGAGCCAAAGAGAAGCAUGAGAAAGAUGCCUACUUGGACCCUGCUAAGGCAGAGGAGCAUCGAGAGAAGGGCAAUGAGCUGUUCAAGGAGUUGCUGGCUGCAGUGCUGUAUGUCAAGAAGGAUCCAGGACCUCAGAAAUCGGCAGGCUUUGGUCCUGCCUUGGUCACGGAUGUCUUCAUGGAGCUCUCCAGGACCUUCCUGCUCGCUUUACAGCAGGGCUUGGUGGAGAACCCGCCAGCUUACAGCUCGGAGGCCACGAUCCGUCCAGGUGACCUUUACUAUCUCCACCAACUGCUGCACAGUUUCCAUGAUCGGGCCAUGCAAGUGGUUGCCGCCUUAGGAGCCAAGGCUGAAGGCCUGCUCUUCGCAAACUGGAGAGCCACAGCCGCUGGGCUCAGGGUGGUCCACAUGACCUUCGCUUCGGCCUACACCCAGCUGGCGGCGGGAGAAAACCUGGGAGACCUGGUCGCCAGGGAGGGUGACUGGAGGCACUGCCAGUCCAACACCAUUGUCAACCUUGAGCUGCUGGACACCCCGUAUGCCCGGCCGCCCGACGUGGAGGCAGAGGACUCGAACGGCACGGAGGUGAACACGGGUUCCGCGCGCCUGCGAACGAUGAUGAACAGGGUCUACGACUAUGCGAAUCCCAGGCCCAGCUAUGAGAUCGCUGUGGGCGACCAGGCGGUCGCCUGGCUGGCGGUGUCCUCGAAGCUGCGAUCCGUGGUGGUGAAGACCAAGAAAGUCCAGGUCUCCGUAGAUGAACCAACUCUCUUCGGCCCUUCGUGGGCAAGGAAAAUCUUGAAGAAUUUCGGGCUCUAUGACAUGUACGUGCUGCAUGCACUGCCGUCGUAUUUCUGGAAUCGCUGCCCCGGUGCCUUGCGCGUGCGGGUGCUGAGAGGCUCCAGCGGACCAAGCCAGGUGCUCUCGCUGCUCUCUGCUGAGAAGCGGAUUCAUGCCUUUCAUCUUCCGGAAGAACAAUAUCGACGGAACACCUGGUGGGUUUCAGGUGAGACUUUCCUCGUGGUCCUUUGUGGAUUGCUGGUGGCCAUCGUCUUCUCAAGCUUCUUAAGGAGCUUUCUAGUUCUGAGCUGCCGAAUGUAUGUGAACCACCAGUUCUGCUUGCGCCACCUACGGCGCUUCGCCUUCAUUGCGCAGGAGAUGCGGCGGGUGAAUCGCGCGCCGUCCACGGUCUUGUUGGAGCUUUGGGUCGCCUGGAGCGCCAGUGCCGUGCUCUUGCUCUGGCUUUUGGCGGAAGCGGUGAAACGUUCCUGGGCUUGGCCUUGCUGGAUGGGUUGCUACGCCAUGACCGAGUUUUGGGGUCUCGCCCACGUGCGGACCUUGCAGAGUCGCUGGACCUUUCCACGUGCGGCGCUGAUCUUGAACGCGGGACCGCUGGCCUAUGUCUACUGGUGGCCUUAUGGUUGCAAGUGGCUCUUGGUCUGGCUCGUGAUCUCAUCACAUAUCUCGCUUGGCUUCUAUUUGCUCUUGCACUUCGACUAUUGCUUCUCACUGAAUCCGGAGCCCCCCCAUCAACUCUAUGUCUCCUCCUUGUUGCUGCCCGCCGUGCGCCUCUCCCGUCACCGGGAGAGCGCAGCGCCUCGUCCCGUGCCCAAGCGCCCAGACGCCCGCGGCGCGCCGGUGCCACGCGGAGAAGAGGUGUUGGAGACGGGGGAACAAAGGGUUACAGGUGACGUGAGCCGCGGCUCUGCACCAGUUGGAGCAACAGAACGAAGGCCGGAAGGCAUGCUGGAUCUGGAUGAGAUUGACUGA
Messenger RNA from Durusdinium trenchii, 3078 nucleotides. NCBI's taxonomy places the organism in Eukaryota, Dinophyceae, Suessiales, Symbiodiniaceae. The record is from the annotation of a GenBank genome assembly.